This is a messenger RNA of Spodoptera frugiperda (fall armyworm), 5935 nucleotides long. RefSeq names its product dual specificity tyrosine-phosphorylation-regulated kinase 2 (gene Dyrk2). Gene Ontology annotation, cellular component: nucleus. NCBI's taxonomy places the organism in Eukaryota, Metazoa, Arthropoda, Insecta, Lepidoptera, Noctuidae. Gene Ontology annotation, biological process: peptidyl-serine phosphorylation; peptidyl-threonine phosphorylation. Gene Ontology annotation, molecular function: protein serine/threonine kinase activity; protein serine/threonine/tyrosine kinase activity; ATP binding. The transcript is spliced from 9 exons. The coding region runs from base 457 to 1839 and encodes 460 amino acids. The record is from RefSeq and is a predicted model, not a curated record.
UACCAGCGAGAACGCUUGUCUCUUCGCCAAAUUAAUCAUAACAUAGGUUUAAAAACAUUUUUUGCUUUUGCAUAAAUUAAAACAUCAAUCGUACAAUCCCUAAAAUUCAAAUAUCGAACUUCUCAGUGUUACCAUUUAGUGUUGUGUUUUGAAUUUCGAAUACAUUUUCAAUCGCAAUAAAAUGUGCAUUAAGUCGAUGGUCGCACAAUUUUAAAUAGUAUUUUUAUUCGGCUGGACCGUACCUCGCUUUGGAAAAGGAUUCGACAAAAGAGUAUUUAUUGCAAUAAAAACUCUUACAAAAACAAAAAAAAAUAACUGACAUUGAAAGUUUUAUAAAUAAAUAAAUAUUUUUUAGGUUAUUGUAAAUUGUUGAAAUAAAAUAAAUAAUUAGUGAUUUAAAUAGGAUUUAUAAAGUUAAGAACAGUGCAACAGGUGUCCGAGACAACGACACUCGACAUGAUUUUAUAUGAUUUGCAAAUCGAGGCUGGUGCCGGCGAAGGUCCAGGUCCGCCAGUGAACAAUAACUCGGAGGGUGCGGUGGCCAGCCCCCCUCGCGAUGACAACCACAACGCGCAGCAACCGCCCCCCGUCACUCCCAGGGCUAGACCCCUCACUCCUGCAGAAGCGCUGAAGCUGUACGGAGACAGGUUAUCAGAAUGGGAGAGGAAUGAGGUGAGGAAGUACCCUGAGGUGUGGUUCCUGGGGCUGGACUCCAACAAGGUGCAGGCGCGCGCCAACCUGCCCAACAACUGCGGCUUCGAUGACGAGAACGGUAGCUACAAUAAGCAAAUCCACGACCACAUAGCCUACAGAUAUGAGAUCCUCGAAGUGAUCGGCAAGGGAUCCUUCGGUCAGGUCAUCAGGGCUCAGGAUCAUCGCACAGGGACUCAGGUCGCCAUCAAGAUCAUCAGGAAUAAGAAGAGGUUCCAUCACCAGGCGCUGGUGGAAGUGAGGGUGCUGGAUCAUCUCCGGCUGAAGGAUAAGGACCAAGCCCACAACGUGAUUCACAUGCUCGACUAUUUCUACUUCAGGAACCAUCUUUGCAUCAGUUUUGAGCUUAUGAGCAUCAAUCUAUACGAGCUGAUCAAGAAAAACAACUAUCAAGGGUUUAGCCUGAGCCUCAUCAGGAGGUUCGCGAGUUCCCUCCUCCGAUGCCUCAGGCUGCUAGAAGGGGAGAACAUCAUUCACUGUGACCUCAAACCAGAGAACAUCCUACUAAAAGCGAGAGGCAGUUCCUCAAUCAAGGUGAUAGACUUCGGGAGCUCGUGCUACACGCAUGCGCGGGUCUACACCUACAUACAGUCGAGGUUCUACCGCAGCCCUGAGGUCAUACUGGGCCUGCAGUACGGGACCCCUAUCGAUAUGUGGAGCAUGGGUUGCAUCCUAGCGGAACUCCACACUGGUUACCCGCUGUUCCCGGGCGAGAAUGAAUCAGAGCAGCUGGCUUGCAUCAUGGAGCUGCUUGGACCACCUCCUCCAGACCUGCUGCUGCAUGCUACAAGGAAGAGAUUGUUUUUUGACUCAAAAGGCUGCCCCCGCAGCAUCACCAACUCCAAGGGUCGGAAGCGGAGGCCUGGUACCAGGGCUCUCACCACCAUCGUGAGGUCCGACGACCCUGCCUUCCUGCACUUCUUGCACAGAUGUCUUGAAUGGGAUCCAAAGCGGCGAAUCACUCCGACAGAAGCUUCACGCCACGAGUUCGUCACUGGAUGUGCUCUGGGCACGGCGCCGGCUGGAGUGCUGGCCUUGCCUCGACUGGCACCGCCGCGGCCCACGCGAGGAGCCCUCCUGCACUCGCAAUCCGCUGGUGACGUCGCCGCCAUGCUGGGCAGGGCGUGACCUCGCGACUCCUGAGUGAGGGUCGGCUCCGGAGGCCUGCCGUAGACAGCUUCGUUUUGUUUCCGUAGGUACAACGAGUAGGACUCCGACAGGGCCUCGACAGGCUCACACAUGACUUUAGUGUAAUCAGUUCCAUUAUAUUUGGUGUCCUUGUUGUUCUUAUAGUGGAAUUCAAGUAUUCAGAUGUUACAUAUAAGGGUGUUUGUAGUGUGUAAGCAAUUAGUGAGGGAUCAGAAUUAGAACCUUCUGAGCGGACAAUAAAUCAAGGGCUAUCAGAGGUCAUCUGCAGCGACUGUAGCCCGCUCAACGAAACAGUUGAGCAACUUCCUUCGAGAUUGUAACACGUAAGAUUUACUGGGUGUCUAAUUGUGUCCUAUUCUCUGCUAUUAUUGCACAUCCUUCAUCUUCUAUACUUUAUGUCUGACCUUGAAUGUGUAUUUUUCUCCGUUUAGCCUAAAUGGUCGUAAAAAUGUCAUUAAGGUGUUUACGACUGACAGUCAUCAAAUUAGAUGAAGCAUCGCCUCUCCAACACCAGUAGUUGUGAAGCAACACUAAAACACAGUAAACGACCCACAAAUACGACGGGUAAUGGGGUCAUAUCGGCAACAUAAUAGCCAUUAAAGAUACUUAGCUUAAAUGAGUUACUUCACAACGUCUGCUUGCAAAAAUUUGCCAAAAAUGUUUUUGGGUUGUGUGCAAAAGUGGCAAUUAUAUCUAUUGUUACCUAAUGUCACUUUGUUAUCGGAAACUAUUUAGUAUUCGUGACUGUUUCAAAUAGUUGAGUGCAUUGCUUCUAGCAUCCAUAUACACGGAAUACAAAUGAAUGGAUACAUUAAAAAAGUGUCACAGAGUCGUAAAUAUUUCCCAACGUAUAUUUUGUUCAAAUUUUUUUUAAACAUUGACAUCUUUACGACAGUAUAUUGUUUUUAUUUGUGUGAAAAACAAAGUGAAGUUUUAAACAAAAUGCGAACGUAUUAUUAAAGUGCCAAAGAUCAUUAUUUCAGUAAGCUGAAGUAUAUUUCUUUCUUAGUUUAUAGAAUUUUCAAUGAUGUCUAUCCAAUGCCUGCUCGAGGUCCAUGAUAUAGUAGAUGAACUUAAACUUAAUAUUAUACUAAAUGUAUAUCUAAUAUCAUAUCGUCAAAUAUCAUUCUUCUUUCGAUGUCCAGGUAGAAGUUUCCAGAAGUUUCUGUUCAAAGCCCCACUGUCCAAUGUUGUGUCGACUGAAACAUAGUACAAGUUUGUAUACGUUCUCAUAUCACAAAAUGGCUCUAUAUAUACGUUAAAAUACUUUAUAUUAUGUGCACUAAACGACUGUGUUUAUAGAAUCUAUAAUGAUGAAUGGAAUUAGAGAGACCAGUGCGCUGAAUUAGACUAUAAAUUAGUAUUUCUCGCAAUACGUCUGACACAAUUUCGUGUAUUAUCGAAUGAUUCCACGAUCGACAUUUUAGUGUAGAAUGGCUUUUACUAAUUCCAUUUAUCAUUAUUAGAAGCAACAAGUUGGAAGCUUAUGUAAAGUUUUCAAUCUAACAAUAAUAUUACUCUAGAUUUAUCAAUUUGAUCGUAUUAUUAGGAGGCAAUAAAACGCGCCAUUUUUGUUCGCAUUCGUUUCAAAAUGAGAAUGCAUUAGGAUUUGUUUUUUUGUUUACACGCGAUCACAGAUAAAAUAUUGCUAUAUUUGGCCGGUGUUAUGUCGAAUGAAAACCUCUUUGUUUAUUUUUGUGGAAUUUGCUACCUACUUACUGUUGAUUCAUAAUAAUACGAACAAAUGAAUUAGUCAAAAUAUUAGAUAAUUGUAUAGGAUAAUAGUAAAAAAUCGGGUAUAUAGAUAAUAAAUGUUCUAGUUAUUGUGAUGUUGUAGAUUUUUGUAAAAUUCAUUAUAAUGUUAGUAAGAUAUCUAAGCUUUAAAUAAUCGAAGUGUUGUUAGUCGAGUAGUCAGUUUUCUUUUAUUAUUGUGUAGUUGAAUUUAAACGUUUAUUAUUAAAUAAAUAGAGAUAAUUUCAAAAGUUUUUUGCUGCAGUGUUUAAGUACAGCAUUAUUUAUUGUUUAAAUAAAAAAUGUGAUAUCGUCGUGUUAAGUAAUAUAUUGAACAAAAUUGACUUGAAAAUAAUAUUAUUGUGUAGCUAUUUUAUGUUAAAAUACUUUGGCUGUAAUUGGGAAUAUGGAAGUAUUAAAUACUUGUUUGGAUUUGUUGAAUAAGUUUACUUUGUAAUAGACAAGCCUGUUUUAAUUAUUGUGCUUUAUAUCUUGGACAUAAUCGACAAAAAUACAGAAAAGACACUAUGUUGACUGUUUCGUUUUGACAGCUAUAAAAUUAAAUCUUAUCGCGCCUUUUUUACUAAGUGACAGUACUCACAGAUAAUAUAAGAAUCGAGAGUGUCCAAGGUGUAGCACAAUAAUUGGUAAUGUGGUAACGCCAAAAAUGCAAUUUUUGUCUCCUCUCAUUGACAAACAAGUUUUCCAAUGUUUAUUUAAUGUAUAAAUAAGUAGAUGUAAAAUUAUUUCGCAAACUAAGCUUGCUUAUAUACUUGAAACAGCUUGAAUUAUUUAUAAAAACAAAUAAGUCUUGCCUAACUUAGUUUUUUAUCAUUAACUAAGGCACAUAUUACGUUAGUAUAAAGUUUCUAGUCAAGAAUUAAAGUCAUUGAUUUAAUAGAAUAACGAACGGACCAAUGUCUUUGGUUCUAUAGCUUUUUCAUAUAAAAAAAUAUUAGUAUCUGUCUUGUGUAGAGUUUUUUAAAUAGUAGUCUAUCAAACAUCGAAUUUGUCAUGUUUCAUCAAAUUGCGUCAGUGUAAAAACAACCUUAGGUGUUACAAAAUAUGUCUUCAAAUUCAUUUUCAAUUUGUUUUGUGAACUUUAACUGUCUAGUCAAUCGAUAAUAAGUUUAGUGUGAAUCGAUUUAAAUAACUCUAGUAUUAUGUGUCUAAUUUAAGUUGUCUUUAUGUUCCUAUUUUUUGUAUCCAUUGUUGUAAUAUUCUUUUUAAUAAGUAUCUUCAUUUUAAGUGUCGAAAUUGGACUGUCACAUUCUAUUGUUUAUGUAUGUUUAGUUUCUAGAAAUAAGUUGAUGGACAAAUAGCUCUUUCUAGUCUAUAGUAAGAAUUUGUUACUCCUAGGAAAUGGUCUAAGAUUGUAUAUACUCUUAUCAUUUUAGCGUUAGGAUUAGGCCAAGCCAAACUGUGAAUUGACUAAGUAUUCGUAAUGAUUUAGACAAGGGGAUGUAUUGUGACAACUGCCAACGUCUCAAUUUAUAAUCUAUUGAUUUGACAGCUGACAUUAACUGUCAUCUGUCAAUAGAAAUGUCAGUGUCAAAAAUGUGAUGGAUUAUUUUAUUUUGGCGUGGGUGUAGUCAUUGUUUCGCUGCGCUGUGAAACAGGGAAGGCAUUAUUUGUCCUGUAUUAUCUUAACCUCUUUCUCGCACUGAGACAAUGAUAGUUUUAACAUAAUACAUCCUCUAUGGCGGGUACAGACUAGCGAUUGGUCCAUACCAUCCAUAAUUGCAAAAGCAAAACAUUUGAGCAAUUCCAUUUAUGAAAUGCUGUUAAAUUUGAAUAACUACUGUUAAUGUUUAACUAUAAAAUGAAUAUCGAAAUAAACUAAAUAUUACACCGUAUCUUUCGCUAAAUUAGUUGACUAAUUGCGUUUAAUGUUGAUCAGUCGCGGCCUCUGAACCCGCCGUUACCAAUUAGUGAUGCAACAAAUACAAAUUAAUUUUAUGCACCAUAUCGUAGUACCAAUACUCAAAUAGGUUACUUUUUUAAAUAUGGGACGUUCGAAAUAGUUCAUGAUCAAAACAUAGAUGGCGUGAUUCUAUAUUACGUCAUCUAUUAACUGAACUUCAGUUUAAAUGUUUUUUUUUUCGUGUUAAUUGAUUUUUUCGUGUUUUAGUAAUAUUUAGUUAUUAGUUGCAUCACUAAUACAUUAUGUUAGUGGAACAACGUGUUUGUGAUUUUGAUGAAGAUGUUAGAAACUAGAUAAUGGUCGUCUACCAACGUAUGUACGUAUGUACCAGUUAUAUGUAUUGUAUGUACAACAUAUAUGUAUCACUCGUCAGAUAUAUUUGUUCUAAUUGAAUCGUCAUGAUUAAAGUUCUUCCAAGCA